AUGUCUGAUCAGAAAGAAGAAUUUGUUGCUCAGAAUACUGUUAAUGCAUCAGAAGAAAAUGAUGAUGCUUUUGAGACUAUCAAUAUUCCGGUUCCCUCAGAAGAGCUUCCGGAGUCCGAUCAAACUGAAGAUAAUGAAUCUGAAGUAGAACUGUCUGGUGAGGGCCAUGGCACACAUGCUGAGGAGGAAAGUAGCCAGAGGUUACCAAGCCUGGAACCAAACGGCGAAGAACAACCUGUGGGAGAGGUUAUGUUGCCCAAACACGCUUCAUAUUCUCCAAGACAUUCUCCAAAGCACUAUCGAACUGAAUAUGAUAAUGCAAUGCUGCCAGCCAGAGGGUAUUCUGGAUCUCUGACACUUCUGAAUAAAAUAAAGGCCAUAAAGGAAUCUCUGAAAACAUCAAUGAAAGAUUCCUUAGCAACAGUAAAAGUUGUACUUUUUCCUGUGGGCCAGGAAAUUAUAAUGCCUUUUAAAAUAGACUCCAUUGUAAAGUACCUCAAGGAUCAUUUUUCAUACGUAUUAAGUAUCCCAUCUAACGUACUGCAGAUGAGAUAUUCAGGAAUAAUCCUUAAAAAUAAUGAGACCCUGCUACAACAUGGAGUUAAGCCACAGGAUAUUGUACAAGUGGAAAUCUUUUCUACAGAUCCAGAUCUAUUUCCAAUCAAAAGAGUAGAUGGAUUAAGUGAUGCCUCUCACAUCAUAACUGUCAGAGUACAAACUGGCAUUGCUCAGUACCAGGACGUAGCUGUUGAGAUUAUAAAAUCUGACUUUCACAAACCAUUUCUUGGUGGAUUCAGACAUAGAAUAACAGGAGUAGAAUAUCACAAUGCUGGAACACAAACUGUACCUAAAAAGAUUACCAAAAAAGACUAUGCAUUUUGUAGGGAUACCCAGACAGUUUUUCAGAGAAAAAAGCUCCAGCAAACUACAAAUACAACAUCCACACAGAUGACUAAAAUUGGGGUGUAUGUAUCAAAUAUGACUGAUAAACUGGUAACACCAGGAAAAUAUUUUUCAGCAGCAGAAUACCAUGCUCAAAGAUUACAGGCGGUAAUAGUGUUACAGACUUACUAUAGACGAUGGCAUGCUAAAGUCAUGGUAGAGAAUUUAAGAAGACAGAAAAUGUUAAGGUUGAAGUGGGAAGCAGAGGAAGAACAAAGGAAGAUAAGAGAAAAAGAAGAAUGGAUGAAAUUGGACUAUCACCGGAGGCAUAAUCCUCAGACAAAAGAAGAUUUUGAGCUUCUUUAUAAUGCACUGGAACUCUGGCGGCAAGAAGAACUUGCACGCAUUAACCAAUCUUUCACUGGGGCUGAAAGGAAAGCUGCUUUGUGUGAACUUCUGGAAAAAGAGACCCAGAUAAUUGCUUCCAUUGGGAGGCAUAGAUACAUUGCAUAUACGGCAAACCAGGAAGCACUGAUACAAGCUUUUUUGGAUAAGUGUUCAGCUCCAAAGGUAUGGAGAACAUUUAGCGGCAAAAUAAUUGAGAUGGAUACACAGUUCACCAUCAGAGCCAGAGAGCUGCAGAACAUCUAUAAAUGCAUAAUGCUGAAAAAUAUCUCUCAAGAUGAAAGACUGGAUGUACUCCUAACACUUAAACAUACUGUGAAGGAACAUGAAUGUAAACUGACUCAGGAAAUUCUAGAAUUGAUUGACAGAGAGGUUGACCUUAUGAUGAGAGGCGUCAAACAUCAUAAUCUUGAAGGGCUCAGAAAAAGAAUCGCAACACUCUUUUUUCAUUACAUCAAAACACCUCUAUUUAAUCCAGAAGUUGCAAGACACCUUAAGGUCCCUCAAGACCCAUUGAAGUUUUAUAAGAAGAUUUACUUUUGCCACAGUUGCCAGCUCUAUUUGCCUUCCACAGAGUUUGCCGUAUCAUCCACCUCACACCGCGCAUACCGGUGUCGUAACUGCAUUAACCUUGACAAUGAGACUCGGCAACGAGAAUCAUUUCUGAAGUACAAAUGUUUACUUCAACGGCUCUACUAUUCAGAAGCUGAUUAUGAAGAUGAUUCUAAAAUUGCUUUCCUGAUGCAGCUAGAAGAUAUUCAGUACCUGAUAGAGAACAUCUGGGCAUCGCAGUCAGCACUCAGUGCCUGGAAUGAUCUCCAUGAUCUGGUCAUGGUCAGGUGGGAUAAGUCCUUGGAAUGGUCCCCCUGGAACUGCAUUCUUCUUACCAAAGAUGAAAGCAUUGCUCAUCUCAAGCUAACAAGUAUUGAAGAGGGAUAUGAACCCUCGUUUAUUCACAAGAUCAAACACAAACAUAUCCUGGCUAAGAACUAUUUUUCUCAAAUUCCAGUGCUGGCUUCAUUUAUACUUGAUGAUGGUGAGAUAGAUGAGAUCAGAAAGAAAUAUCACUCAGAAACAACACCUAAGAUUAUAGUGUCCCAGAGACCUAGUCCCUAG
Messenger RNA from Puma concolor (puma), 2403 nucleotides. RefSeq names its product IQ motif and ubiquitin domain containing (gene IQUB). Gene Ontology annotation, molecular function: protein binding. Gene Ontology annotation, biological process: cilium assembly; flagellated sperm motility. The record is from RefSeq and is a predicted model, not a curated record. Gene Ontology annotation, cellular component: motile cilium; acrosomal vesicle. Lineage: Eukaryota; Metazoa; Chordata; Mammalia; Carnivora; Felidae.